Molecule: messenger RNA, 1736 nt
Organism: Dioscorea cayenensis subsp. rotundata (Guinea yam)
Lineage: Eukaryota; Viridiplantae; Streptophyta; Magnoliopsida; Dioscoreales; Dioscoreaceae
Product: rop guanine nucleotide exchange factor 7-like
Exons: 7
Coding region: 151-1587 (478 amino acids)
Molecular function (GO): guanyl-nucleotide exchange factor activity
Source: RefSeq, a predicted model, not a curated record
AGAACUCACUCCAGCUUCAAAGAGCUCAUGUGCUUCCCUUUUUGUGUUUGGAUAGUGUCUCCUCUUUGUCCUCCAUUUACCCACUGCUUUGUGCUUCUUGGUUGCUAGAACUAUCUUGAGGAAAAAAGGUGGCUUUUUUUGUAGGCCAGGAUGGGAGAUGAUGAGUUGUCUGUUGAUGAUAAUGUUGUUUCUGAAGCUGAGUACUAUAGUGAUUCAGUGGAAGAUGAUCAGCCACUGAGCUGCAGCCAUGGCUCCCUGGAAUCUCUGGUGCAGCUGAAGCCAAUGGGUUGGCCAAUGAGGAAGCUUCUUUCUUCUGUGGAGAAGAAAACCAAGGAUGAUAAACUCAAGCUCAAUGUUUCAGAGCUGGAGAUGAUGAUGAAGGAGAGGUUUUCAAAGUUGUUGCUUGGAGAAGACAUGUCAGGCUGUGGGAAAGGAGUUUGCCCUGCACUGGCCAUUUCCAAUGCUAUUACUAAUCUUUGUGCUACAGUAUUUGGGCAGAUAUGGAGGUUAGAGCCUUUAUCUUCUGAAAAGAAAUCAAUGUGGAGAAGAGAGAUUGAAUUACUUCUAUGUGUUACUGAUCAUAUUGUUGAACUAGUGCCAUCUUGGCAAACAUUUCCUGAUGGGAAAAAAGUUGAGGUUAUGACUUCAAGACAAAGGUCUGAUCUACAUGUUGAUCUUCCAGCUCUGAGAAAACUUGACAAGAUGCUUCUAGAAACAUUAGAUAGUUUCUGUGGAGUGGAAUUUUCGUAUGUUGAUCGAGGAGUAUUGUCUGCAAACCAUGAUGCUUCACUCUCUCCUCGAAGACCGAUUCACCUCCGAGAGGAGAAAUGGUGGUUACCGGUGCCCCGGGUUCCUCCUGGAGGUCUUAAUGAGAACACAAGAAAGCAAUUGGAGCUCAAACGUGAUUCAACAAACCAAAUCCUCAAGGCUGCAAUGGCCAUUAACAGUAAUGCUUUAUCUGAGAUGGAAAUUCCACAAUCUUACCUUGAUUCACUUCCUAAGAAUGGAAGAGCAAGCUUAGGUGAUGUAAUAUACAGAUACAUAACUUCAGAUAAAUUUUCGCCUGAAUGCCUCCUCGAUUGCCUAGAUUUCGCCUCUGAACACCAAGCACUAGAUAUUGCCAAUCGUGUCGAGGCAUCAAUCCACAUUUGGCGACGACGUACAACCGUUUCUAAGCCUACAAACAACACAAGACCAUCUUGGGGUAUCGUCAAGGAGAUGAUCAUAGAUGCGGAUAAGAGAGAGUUGCUUGCUGGAAGAGCUGAGACUCUCUUGCUUUGCUUGAAACAAAGAUUCCCCGGCCUCACUCAAACCACACUGGAUGUGAGCAAAAUUCAAUUCAACAAGGAUGUGGGAAAGUCGAUACUUGAAAGUUACUCGAGAGUUCUGGAGAGCUUGGCAUUCAACAUUCUUUCGCGCAUCGAUGAUCUGCUCUCGGCCGAUGAUUUUGCUAAACAUUCAGAUAAAUUAUCUCCAGUUCAUCCAACUGCUCUAAUUGUUUCUCAAGCACUUCAUAUGCAAACUACUCCAUUUGCAGCCACAUUCAUCAAUAAAAAGCUUGACAUGAGUGCAAAAACACAGUACUAAUACAUUGAAGUUCAAUGUUUCUCUUUUGUAUUAAUUCUUUCAUGUUCUGCCAGUGAAUUAAGUUAUCCUGUAAUAUUAUGAAUUAUCUUAUGUUACUUCUUAUUAAUCUUUAGAUGAUGUAUAAAGUUAUUGUAUUAUGUAAUAUUAUA